Messenger RNA from Thamnophis elegans (Western terrestrial garter snake), 2027 nucleotides. It is a transcript of the gene PRIM1, whose product is annotated as DNA primase subunit 1. Gene Ontology annotation, cellular component: alpha DNA polymerase:primase complex. Gene Ontology annotation, biological process: DNA replication, synthesis of primer. Lineage: Eukaryota; Metazoa; Chordata; Lepidosauria; Squamata; Natricidae. The coding region runs from base 219 to 1163 and encodes 314 amino acids. The transcript has 13 exons. The record is from RefSeq and is a predicted model, not a curated record.
UACAACAGCGCAGCGACAGAAAGCCGAUUUAAGUUAAGUGUCAAAGAACUAUUUUCAGCGACGGGAAUUCUCAUUCACACUCCGUGAUGAUAUCUAUGUGCGGUAUCAGUCUUUCAACACGCCACAGGAAUUGGAAAAAGAAAUCCAAAAAUUGUGUCCUAUAAAUUGACAUUGGAGCCGUGUAUUCACACAAGCCUAUCCAGCAUAAUACCGUCCACAUGGGUGCUUUUCAAGCUCAGGAAAAGGAAUUGGUGUUUGAUAUAGACCUGACAGAUUAUGAUGAUGUUAGGCAAUGCUGCAGCUCCGCAGAGAUUUGCUCCAAAUGCUGGACUCUCAUGACCAUUGCCAUCCACAUUAUAGACCGAGCCCUUGUAGAGGACUUUGGCAUUCAGCAUAGACUGUGGGUGUAUUCAGGACGCAGAGGGGUCCAUUGCUGGGUGUGUGACGAGUCUGUCAGGAAGUGGUCUUCGACUCUCCGCUCUGCCGCAGUGGAAUAUCUCUCCCUAGUCAAGGGAGGUGAAGGAACCAUCAAGAAAGUAACCCUCUCAGAUACCCACAUUCAUCCUUUUAUCAGAGCAUCAUUGGAUAUAGUGGCACGUUACUUCAAAGAAUAUGCCCUCGUUGGUCAGGACAUACUUGGAAAUAAAGAAAAAUGGGAAAAAGUGUUAGCUUUGGUUCCAGAAACAGAUCAAGAUUCUCUUCGUUCGGAAUUCCGUAAAAAGCACAAUUCAGAGCAGCGCUGGGAAGUUCUGGAAAAAAAGAAAAUGGUACACGCUGAAAGGGAGAUUAUGCUGCAAUACUGUUUUCCCCGCCUGGAUAUGAACGUUAGCAAAGGCAUCAACCAUUUGCUGAAGAGCCCUUUCAGCGUUCACCCAAAGACAGGACGCAUUUCAGUUCCAAUUGACCUGAAGAAGUUGGAUGACUUUGAUCCAUUUGCUGUCCCCACUAUAAGCCACCUCUGUCAUGAGCUGGACAUGAUUGGGAGAGAUAAAGGAAAUGGAAAGGAAACUGAUGGUCUCCAGGAAAGCUCUCAUAAAAGUCGAGAUUAUAAGAAAACCAGUCUAGCUCCAUAUGUGAAAGUCUUUGAACAGUUUUUAGAAGAAAUGGAGAAAUCUUACAAAGGACAACGUUUGAAAGAGAGUGACAUGCAGAUGGAUUUCUGAAGUUUUGAAGACACAGUGCAUUGCCACAGGGCAGCUUUAUGUGGCCAGAUAAAUUGUAUUCAAAUACAGUAGAACUCUUGACUGUUUUGCUAGGUUUGUGCACAAAUCAGCCAUUUACAGACAAGGUCAAAAUAGGCUUUUCUUUGCUGAAGAAGAGGCGAUAAAAGCGUUAAUAGCCAUUCAGCCAACAGCUGAGCACCACAUAAAAUAAAUAUUUGGUUUUGCAUAACAUGGGAGUAUAAUCAGUGGGAUACACAUUUGAAACAAUAGGGGUUUAUAUUGCAGAACACAGUAUGUAACAUUUACAUUUAUGCUUUAUGCAACAUGACAUCAUGCAGUUUUGACUGGUGACUAUGGUUUUUAAGAAUUUUGGGUAAUCCUCCACUUACAAUGGCAAUUGGAACCGGUAUUUUUAUUGCUAAGUGAUGUAGUUACGAAGUGGAAGUGCGUUCGUAUUGGUUAGCAACAGCAAUCCCUGCAUUCCCAGUUACCAUUGUUAACUAAAUCCCAAGGGCAUUAGGUGAGGAAACCUCUUGUCCCCUUCCCACAGCAAAAGUCAUUAGAAAGGCCAGAAGGAAGCUGCAAGUCCCAGGCAGAUAGGUAAGUGGCUGCUGCUGAGGACGGGAGCAGGAGGUCUGAGUAUAGUAUAUCAGUUGAGGAGGUGCAAAAGAGUGUGUAUCUUGUUGGAUGUGAGGGAGGCAUAGGGAAAAUUGGAGAGGAUACGCAGAUGUGCAUAAGCAGCCAGCACAAGCACAGAGGGGCUAAGAGAGUGCACAGGUAGGAGAGCCCCAAAGGUGCUAUUUUUUCAGAAGGCGAGUGGACUUUGUUUUUUCUUUUGAAGUUAUUUCGCUUUUUAUCCAAGAA